AUGAUGGUAAUGAUGAUGAAACGUAUCAGCGCUGUUCUUUUGCUGACGGUUUUUGUGAGCAUUCUCUUCCCUGCCAACGGUGUGAACUACGGGGAUCAAUCUAGGCCACCAACCUACGCAAAUCCUGAUGACUAUGGAUACCGCCACUGCGCCUCAUGGAAACUACCGGAUGGAACACCACUCUACUCUGGCUGUGAUCCCUACUCAAUGGAACGUUGCGGGAAAAAGAUGGAAUUUUCCUACGACUGUUGCGCCGGCUUCGAACAGAGUCCCAUACCUUUGGGAGGUCCUUCGAACACUCCCUGUGGCAAAUUAAUUCCACAAUUUGACGAUUGUCCCUCAGUUCUCAAAACCCUUGGUUUUACGCGACUGGCGGAUCACCUCAAAAACGUACCCCAGCUGAAUCAAAAGAAUGGCCAACCCGUUACAAUCUUCGCCCCUCUCCCUGCUGACGGUUCAGAACUGAACAAAAUUUACGGAGAGUAA
Dibothriocephalus latus is the source of this 486-nucleotide messenger RNA. Lineage: Eukaryota; Metazoa; Platyhelminthes; Cestoda; Diphyllobothriidea; Diphyllobothriidae. The record is from the annotation of a GenBank genome assembly.